ACCUGUUGUAGACGGGUAAAACUUCCUGCUGCACUACUUGUUACAUAUAUCGCUAGAUGGCCAUAUGCAAUCAGCUUUGUUUUUAGCAUACUUAUGUUUAAAUGGGGUGCACAACAAAACAAACCUUAAGGCUAGCAUUCCAUGGCAGUGUUUUAGCUAACAUUUUAUUGGUUAUCACAUUAGUAGGUUUGUUUAUUGUUCGCCAGACUCUUCGUAACCAAGACAUUCCGACUACUGCUAGCCCAGAAACUAGACCGGAGCCAUUAACAGACACAGCCGGGCAGAUAUGCAUCCCUUGCGACUUACAGGAGACAACUGAUACAUUGUACGAGUUCAUACUGAGACCAAACGAUAACAGUACACUCUGUUGUCUACCACAGGACGAUAACCUUCAGAAUACUAUUCUCGAGCUGCUGCACGGACAAAAUAGACCUAUCUGGAAUGCAGACGGACAAUUCGAUCUUAGAUGGUGGCGAGAAAGAAAUCAUGCUGCCCAUCUGUACGCGUACUUUAACAGUAAAGGUGUUGUCUGGAACACGCAUGCUCAUAAGACGUCGUUUGUACGAAAUCUUAAAUUGACCGAAGAUGGACAACUGAUGAUCCCAGAAUUUUCAGGAGCAGGCUUGUACUUUGUAUACUCCUUCUUUACCUUCGACUUCAGUGAUGUAGCCGACGGAAGUGAUCUGCCAGUAGGAAAUCACACUGUCUACAAGACCAGUUCUUCUAUCAUCAAUGGCGACAGGGAUCUUCUAUGGACAGCAAAAGUUGGAGGAAGGCACAAGUCUAAGAGGCAAACGAGCUUCCUUUGUGGUGUUGUUAACAUAAACAAAUUUGACAAAAUGGAAUCCGAGGCAACGACAUAUGUCGCUGGGGAAAACGUUACUCCAAACCACAUUAAUCGUGCACUCUGUUCUAACUUUUUUGGAAUGUUCAAAAUCCUUGAUUUUGGCAAUGCAUAAAGACAGAAAAAUAACUUUUUUUUAUUAUAUGUAAAUAUGUGAAACCCAGCUAUGAUGGUGUGUGUAUAAUAGAAUGACAUUACAAUUACUGAGGAAGCUUAGUCCGCAUGGGGCAACAGAGGUUACAUAUCAACAAAAACAGUUACAUGUAGUAGAGAAGCUGAUACUACAGGCUAAUAUUACUAUAUGCAUGAAGAAGUGGUGUGAGUUUAACUGUCACCUGUGUGACUGUGGAUUUACGGCUACUGGAAGGGACAUCUCAUUUCGUACUUUCACUUUCUACCAUAACCACUUCAGACAUAUAUUGCUUGUCACUCUUUACAUACUUUAUAAAACAUGCAGUUCUCCUUAUUUUCGUUAGUCUGUAAAGAAGUUUCAUGAACUGGUACAGCUCACUCCUUUACUUUCUAUCCGUCUCUUUUCUUUACAAACUUGUUUAUGUGUAAGGUGGGUGCUUGUUGUCUAUCAAUCAUGUUUGUAUUGUCUGGACGAAGCUUGCGAGGCUGACCCUAAAUCAUACCGUGUGAGUAAGAGUUAUGCAUGUUGCAUUGUUAUGAUUGUCUAUUGUAUUGUUAUCAACUUUCUAAUGUGUUAUAUAUUAAAAUAAGUUUAAACAUUA
Pecten maximus is the source of this 1578-nucleotide messenger RNA. RefSeq lists its product as uncharacterized. The transcript has 4 exons. Gene Ontology annotation, biological process: immune response. NCBI's taxonomy places the organism in Eukaryota, Metazoa, Mollusca, Bivalvia, Pectinida, Pectinidae. The coding region runs from base 102 to 959 and encodes 285 amino acids. Gene Ontology annotation, cellular component: membrane. Gene Ontology annotation, molecular function: tumor necrosis factor receptor binding. The record is from RefSeq and is a predicted model, not a curated record.